AUGGCCCCCCUGUUCAGACAGAAAAUAGCACCAUCAGCGGCGAUCGUCGAGACUGUCAAUGCCAGCCACUCCGAACCCGCGGUCGACGAUCAGCACGCGCCAGAGCCACAGCGCGUUGCCUUGCCCCAAACGAACCAGCCAGAACACCUCACUGGCGGUGUGGCUGUGACCUCAUCGUCGGCGGAUGAGGUGCCUACUGUGCACGAUGGCAAAGCGGCGAGUGGCGAGGAGGAGCCACCCAAGGACCCCCACGCCAACCUGGAGAGCGUGGACGCACCCGACCCUCAACUACAGGUCCAGCCACACCCCACGCGCGAUGUUGGAAUCACUGCAAACGCUGCGGUCAGCCCCACGACGCGCGAUGACUCUGCGGGCGCCGAUGAGGCUCAUGUCGCCGACGAAGAUGUCCAUCAAGGGGGAGACACCGUCAACACGAAUGCACCCCUUCUCGACAUCGACAGCGACACUGGAGCUCGCGAUGGAGCCGCAUCUACUAAAGUUCGCAAGGGUCGUAAGAACACCAAGAAGCCCAAGGGAAAGCAGGUCGACCACCCUAAUCAGCGCAAGCAGGCGCCUCAAACCGAUCCGGCCCCUGCGAGCUCGGCUACCCCUGGACAGUCCGCGAGCCGGGGAAAGAAGAGGAAGGAGGUCGACGCUGGAGACCAGGUCGCCGAGCCGAGUACUCGGCCGAAGCGUGCCAGGGCCGCCAUUGCGUCGGCUGGUCCAUCCUCGACCCCUUCGGGAACAAAGGACACGAAGGAUGCGCUGGACAGCCAUCUUAAAAAUUUCGCGCGCGAGCUCUCGCAGCCCGAGGUCCACGAACUAGUUUGUCGACAUCGCCCGUUCAAGCAAUUACAGUACGACUCAGAGAAUGUGGCAAGAUGGGUUGGAAUUUGUACCCAAGCUAGUUGCCCGAAGGCACGAAAAGUCCAAUACCUGAGUGAUCCCGUGGGCGCAGACGAACGCGCGCUGAUCACUCGGAUGCGAGACGUCCUACAGCGGCUGCGAGCCACUGAGAGUGCACGCAAGAGGUACGAGAAGAAGAAGCCCGCUACGGGAGGCAAUCAAGCUGCCGAACAAGACCAUCAGCUCAAGCUCUAUGCUGACGAGGAACGACGAUUGCAUGCCCAACGGACCCAAUUGGACCGCGAAGCUCGCAACUUCUCGCUACAAGACGUAAUUGAUGUGGAAGAGUCGUCAGACGAAGAGUCCGAGAACUCUGCGUCUUACUGGGAGGCGCUGGAUGGCCCGUUGCCACCGCCACAAUUCAAGAAGUUACCUCGCAGCGAACCACGGCCUUCCGCUCCUGUGGUGCAACCUCAGAAUGACAGUGACGAUGAUCCUUCAAUCGGCUUGCAUGAACCAUCCUCUUCGCAUUCGGCCAUCCCAACGUCGUCUCCUGUCCGAACCUCAUCUCCGGUGGAUCCUCGUCCCAGUACGUCGCGUGCGCGUUCGCUGUCUCUGGAGGAAGCCCUCGUGGUCGUAUGGGCAUAUGCCAAGGAUGGCGAGCCACCAGAGCGCUCCGAGUUCGACUUGAAUGCGCACAGGGUCUCCUUCACGGCGAUCUGUACAGCGUCUGGCCUCGACCUCAUGGACCCGAUCGCCGUGUGGCUCAGUCCCGAGGGAAAGUGGCGCUAUAUGCACGUUGAGAAUCUCAUCGACGCUCGCUUUCGCCUGCGCAAAGGCGAUUACGUGGUGUGGGCGAAAUGGGGCCUUCAGGACUUGGAAGACCUGAAUUGGUUGACAGACAACUUCGAUUAUAUCGACGAUCCGGAGUGGCCGGAUCCUGCUCGCAUUUGGAAAGCUCGGAAAGCGCGGUCCUCUGCUUGA
Molecule: messenger RNA, 1830 nt
Organism: Fomitopsis serialis
Lineage: Eukaryota; Fungi; Basidiomycota; Agaricomycetes; Polyporales; Fomitopsidaceae
Exons: 8
Coding region: 1-1830 (609 amino acids)
Source: RefSeq, a predicted model, not a curated record